Molecule: messenger RNA, 408 nt
Organism: Prorocentrum cordatum
Lineage: Eukaryota; Dinophyceae; Prorocentrales; Prorocentraceae
Source: the annotation of a GenBank genome assembly
AUGCAGACCUUGUGUCGCGUAGGCACCGGCCUGACCCUGGCCCAGCUGAGGAAGUUCCACUCUGAUUUUGCCGACGCGGCCCGGGACGAGGCCCCCCCUGGCUGGGAGAAGUUGCCGCGGGCAUCACGGCCGGACAAGUGGAUUGAGGGCGGGCCCGUUUGGGAGCUCCGCGGAGCAGACCUGACGGUCUCGUCAAUUCAUUCCUGCGCCAGCGGCCUGCUGCGGGCCCGCGAAGCUGGGGGCCCGCCGGGAGGACGAGGCCCCCAGAAAGGGUUGGGCUUGCGCUUCCCGCGGGUGGUGCGCGUGCGCGACCCCGCGGACAAGGACGUGUCGGAGGCCACGACUGCGAGGGAGGUGCUGCGCCUCUUUCGGCUGCAGGCUGGCACCUACGAUGCCGCGGAGGAGUGA